This is a messenger RNA of Salvelinus sp. IW2-2015, 532 nucleotides long. RefSeq names its product arf-GAP with coiled-coil, ANK repeat and PH domain-containing protein 3. NCBI's taxonomy places the organism in Eukaryota, Metazoa, Chordata, Actinopteri, Salmoniformes, Salmonidae. The record is from RefSeq and is a predicted model, not a curated record. Gene Ontology annotation, molecular function: GTPase activator activity.
UGCUGGGCCUCCAUCAACCUGGGAGUCCUGCUCUGCAUCGAGUGCUCUGGCAUACACAGGAGUCUGGGAGUUCACUGCUCCAAGGUGCGYUCACUAACACUGGACUCCUGGGAACCAGAGCUACUCAAGUUGAUGUGUGAGCUGGGUAACAAUGUGAUUAACCGCAUCUAUGAGGGAGCCUGUGAGGAACUGGGAGUGAAGAAACCUGGACCUUCCAGUCCCAGACAAGAGAAGGAGGCGUGGAUCAAGGCUAAAUAUGUGGAGAGGCGUUUCCUGAAGAAGAUGAGCGUCAGUGACUCAUUAGUGGAAGGCGAGAGGAAGUCCCGCCCCUGGAGCGUGAAGAAGUGCCAUCGCCACAACAGCUCCAUGCGAGGAGCGCCCAAAACCCGCCGGAAAUACCGACACGACCCUGGUUUGAUUUCACCGGGAAACCUCUCCGCAGCGGCAGCAAAGCUCCGUCGUGACUCUCUGUURUGUCCUGAUGAGAUGGARAACCUCUUCUCCUACUUCGACACCGGCAACGGCACCCGCA